Molecule: messenger RNA, 1449 nt
Organism: Budorcas taxicolor (takin)
Lineage: Eukaryota; Metazoa; Chordata; Mammalia; Artiodactyla; Bovidae
Gene: EGR4
Product: early growth response 4
Exons: 2
Coding region: 1-1449 (482 amino acids)
Biological process (GO): regulation of transcription by RNA polymerase II
Molecular function (GO): DNA-binding transcription factor activity, RNA polymerase II-specific; RNA polymerase II cis-regulatory region sequence-specific DNA binding
Source: RefSeq, a predicted model, not a curated record
AUGCUCCACCUUAGCGAGUUUUCCGGCCCCGACGCGCUCCUAGUAAAGUCUACCGAGGGCUGUUGCUCUGAACCCAGUACCGACCUGACCCGGCUGCCCUCCAGGGACCCACCCGCAGCCACCGGCUAUCCGGCAGCAGGUGAUUUCUUGAGCUGGGCCUUGAGCAGCUGUGGCGCCGGGGAGUACUUAACCGACUCCUGCCUCCUGGAGGGGCCUGCGCCCACGUCUCCCCCUGGCCUCGGCUACAGUGGUAGCUUCUUCAUCCAGGCAGUACCCGAACACCCGCACGAUCCAGAAGCACUCUUCAACCUCAUGUCGGGCAUCCUAGGCCUGACACCUUUCCCCGGCGCUGAGGCGGCAGCAUCCCGGCCUCCUCUGGACGCUUUUCCCGCAGGCUCCGACGCCUUGCUGCCAGGUCCGCCAGACCUUUUCUCCCCGGAUCCGGGCGCUGCUGCUUUCCCAGAGGCGUUCUGGGAGGCCUCGCCCUCGGCAGGCGCCCCCUCACAGUGUCUGUAUGAGCCUCAUCUCUCCCCACCCGACGUCAAGCCAGGUCUCCGGGCUCCUCCGGCUUCCCCUGCGCUGGACACUGCCUCGGCCUUCAAAGGUCCGUACUCUCCAUGGGAGGUGCUCUCAGCCGGGGCUCCAGGGAGCUGUGGGUCACAAGGAGGCUACCAGGCCGCCCCGGAGGCCCGUUUCCCCCCGAUGGGGGCCAAGAUUGAAGACCUGCUGUCCAUCAGCUGCCCCGCGGAGCUGCCGGGUGGCCCUGCCAGCAGACUUUACACCAUGGGGACCUACGAUGCUUUCCCGCUGGCCCCGGGUGACUUAGGAGAAGGAGCCGAGAGCCUCCCGGGGCUCCUGACCCCUCCUAGCGGGGAGGGAGGGAGUAGCGGCGAAGGCGGAGAGUUUCUAGAUGGUACGCAGCCUGAGCUUUCCCCGCUGGGCCUUCGCAGCGCCGCAGCGGACUUCCCGAAACCUCUAGUGGCUGACAUCGCCGGGAGCAGCGCCGUGCCCGAACCUCCUGUACCGCCGCCGGCCCCAUUCCCCCCAGCCAAGGCGCGGCGCAAGGGGCGCCGGGGCGGCAAGUGCAGCGCACGCUGCUUCUGCCCUCGGCCGCAUGCAAAAGCGUUUGCUUGCCCGGUGGAGAGCUGUGUGCGCAGUUUCGCGCGCUCCGACGAGCUCAACCGCCACCUGCGCAUCCACACGGGCCACAAGCCCUUCCAGUGCCGCAUUUGCCUUCGCAACUUCAGCCGCAGCGACCACCUUACUACACACGUGCGCACGCACACAGGCGAGAAGCCCUUUGCCUGCGACGUGUGCGGCCGCCGCUUCGCGCGCAGCGAUGAGAAGAAACGGCACAGCAAGGUGCACCUCAAGCAGAAGGCGCGCGCCGAGGAGCGGCUCAAGGGCCUUGGCUUUUAUUCGUUGGGCCUCUCCUUCGCAGCCCUGUGA